AUGUUCAAGUCUCACCAACUUUCCCAAGAGCAGAUUGACCACUUCAUGUGGUUUGGGUACGUUCGAGUCCCAGACUGCUUCUCAAAGGCCAAAGCAAACAAAUGGACAGGCGACGUGUGGUCGAGACUCGGCUAUUCACCAACAAACAAGUCAACCUGGACGAAUGAAAUGACCUGGAUGGAUGAGACAAGAGCGGAAGCCAUAAAGACAUUUGCCCCCAAGGCAUGGGCCGCCAUUUGCGAACUUCUCGGCGGCGAGGACCGCGUAGCACCCGAAUCGGCCACCUGGAACGAUGCCUUUAUUGUUAAUCUCGGCUCGCCCGAGACCGAAGGGACGUGGCCCAACCCUGCUGAUCUGCCAGGGUGGCAUGUGGACGGCGACUUUUUCACUCAUUUCCUUGAUUCGCCUGAGCAGGCUUUGCUGGCCAUACCCCUGUUCUCCGAUGUCCAGGAACGUGCAGGUGGCACUAUGGUCUGUUCGGAUGCACUUAAGUUUAUUGCGCAACACUUGUACAAUCAUCCCGAAGGAGUGACUCCAUAUAUGCUCCCACGAAACGAAAAGCCUGUUGGGAAUCCUAUGGAGACUUCUUUCUAUUCGGAUAUCGUGAAUCAGUGUUUUGAGUUCCAUCAAAUGACUGGCAAGGUCGGCGAUGUGAUUCUUUUGCAUCCUUUGAUGGUUCACUCGGUUUCUGUCAACAGUCUGAGACAUCCCCGUAUCAUCACCAAUCCGCCAGCUCAAUUGAGAAAGCCGUUUAACUUUGACCGCAAGGAUCCCUCCAAGUAUAGUAUUGUCGAAAAGAAAACGCUCUCUCUAUUGGGCAAAGAAAGACUACCGGGUUGGAAAAUUCAAGGCCAGAGAGAGUAUGUUACUCCCGACAGACUGAAGUGA
Penicillium nucicola is the source of this 888-nucleotide messenger RNA. RefSeq lists its product as uncharacterized. The record is from RefSeq and is a predicted model, not a curated record. The transcript has 2 exons. The coding region runs from base 1 to 888 and encodes 295 amino acids. NCBI's taxonomy places the organism in Eukaryota, Fungi, Ascomycota, Eurotiomycetes, Eurotiales, Aspergillaceae.